Messenger RNA from Triticum turgidum subsp. durum (durum wheat), 1248 nucleotides. NCBI's taxonomy places the organism in Eukaryota, Viridiplantae, Streptophyta, Magnoliopsida, Poales, Poaceae. The record is from the annotation of a GenBank genome assembly.
AUGGGAUCGACGGCGCUCGGUGGUGCGGCUCCGGCGCGCGCCGGAUUGGCCCCCAAGAAUGGACUCCUUGGAUCUACUUUCAAGCCAUGUGGUGGUUUCAAGCUCAAAACAACUCCUAAGGUUGGACGCUCUUCAGUUUGUGUGAGAGCAUCCAUUGCUUCUUCACCACAAAAACAGUACUCUCCUAAGACACCAGCAGUUAAAUCAGGGGAGGAAGUGCGCAUUGCAGUGCUAGGAGCCAGCGGUUAUACUGGAGCUGAGAUUGUUCGGCUUCUAGCAAACCACCCUCAGUUCCGUAUCACAGUGAUGACCGCGGACAGAAAAGCUGGUGAACAGUUUGGAUCUGUAUUUCCUCACUUGAUAACACAAGACCUGCCAAAUUUAGUUGCAAUUAAAGAUGCAGAUUUUUCAGACGUUGAUGCUGUUUUUUGUUGCUUGCCACAUGGAACAACACAGGAAAUUAUUAAAGGCUUACCCCAGCAACUGAAGAUUGUUGAUCUCUCUGCGGAUUUCCGUUUGCGUGACAUCAAUGAGUAUGCUGAGUGGUAUGGUCAUGCUCAUAGGGCACCAGAACUUCAGGAAGAGGCUGUUUAUGGUUUGACGGAGGUUCUUCGAGAUGAAAUAAGAAAUGCUCGGCUUGUUGCCAACCCGGGAUGUUAUCCCACGUCUAUUCAGCUCCCUCUUGUUCCUCUAAUAAAGGCAAAACUGAUCAAGCUGAGCAAUAUAAUAAUUGAUGCAAAAUCUGGGGUUACCGGGGCAGGACGUGGAGCUAAGGAAGCAAAUCUGUACACCGAGAUAGCUGAAGGCAUUCAUGCUUACGGAAUAAAAGGCCACCGUCAUGUUCCUGAGGUUGAACAGGGAUUGUCAGAGGCUGCUGAAUCCAAAGUUACUAUCAGCUUCACUCCAAAUCUUAUCUGCAUGAAACGUGGGAUGCAAUCUACUAUGUUUGUUGAAAUGGCACCUGGAGUGACUGUCAGUGAUUUGUAUCAGCAUCUCAAGUCUACUUAUGAGGGUGAAGAAUUUGUCAAGCUGUUAAAUGGCAGCAAUGUUCCUCACACACGCCAUGUUGUUGGAUCAAAUUACUGCUUCAUGAAUGUCUUCGAGGACAGAAUUCCUGGAAGGGCCAUCAUCAUCUCUGUCAUAGACAAUCUUGUGAAGGGAGCAUCUGGCCAGGCCGUGCAGAACCUCAAUCUGAUGAUGGGACUGCCUGAGAACAUGGGGCUGCAAUAUCAGCCCCUAUUUCCUUGA